Molecule: messenger RNA, 2568 nt
Organism: Capsicum annuum
Lineage: Eukaryota; Viridiplantae; Streptophyta; Magnoliopsida; Solanales; Solanaceae
Exons: 5
Coding region: 465-2354 (629 amino acids)
Source: RefSeq, a predicted model, not a curated record
AAGAAAAGAAUAGCUGACUAGAGUGUACUAUAACCAGUUCUAGCUGUUUUCUUGAACAGUAGCACAUUUGGUGUAAGUUGAAUUCUGGGUAUUGCUGUUUGUAUUUUCUUGUUUUGUGUUUACUUUGUUUGACUGUGCUUUCUUGUGAAAGUUUUGUAAUAAUUGAACACAGCUCAGGGUUUUACUUUUCAAAGCUAUUUUCUACUUUCUUUCUGAUAUUUUAUUGGGUUUUUGCUUUGUUUCUUGCAUGAAAAUGUAAGUUCUUUUCCCCAUUUUCUUUUUUUUGGACAAGGAGGGUGAGUGAUGUGGUGGGCAGAGGGGCCAGUGGGGGUCUUUUUUUUAAUUCUUACCAAAUUAAUGUGAAGAUAAUGUUUGAUAGAAUCUUAUUGGGAGGACAAAGUGUGUGAAUCACAUUCAGCAGAGUGGGAGAGAAGGUAAAGAAAUUUAAGAGAUGAUUUUGAAGGAUGAAUGUUAGCUCAGCUAGAGAAAAGAAUGAUAGUUUAGCCGCUAUUAUUGAGAGAAAACCUCAAAGGCCUUGUGGUUGUAUGGGCAUUUUCUUUCAGCUCUUUGAUCGGAACCGUAGAUUUGCCAAGAAGCUGUUUCCAAAGAAACUGCUUUCACCAACUCGCUUGAAACAAGCUUUAAAAAAGUUUAGAGGGGAUGAGAAGCAGCCAAAGCUUCGUUUGAUUACUGAUGAGAAUAGUGGGGGUUUUAAUGGAAUGACCAAUACACGUUGUGAAAGCAAGCGCGAAAUGAAAGCUCCAAGUUUGGUUGCUAGGUUCAGGGGUUUGGAAUCGAUGCCAGCAGGAUCAGGCAGUAAUCCUCAAAAGGCUUCAGCUUCUGAAACUUGGAGCAAUGUGGCAGACAAACUUGGUGCUCGACUUGGCGGAUCUGAUAAAGAAGAUAUGGGUUUGGAGAUGGCCGAAAUAAUGAGUUUAGAACCGGGUUUGCGAAGGUUUAGAGCUAAAUAUGCUCUCACUUAUCCUACUAGAUAUUUUUCUCCUUUGGAAGAUGAAGCAGAUUUAGCACCUCAUCAUUUGGAAAGCCCUAAUCCUUGUGUGGAUUCAAAUAUUUUGAAAGGAACAUCUGUGUCUUCAUGUAAAAAUUGUGGUUAUUUUCUUCAUAGUAAUAACGGUACACCAAAUGUGGAAGAAUACUCAUCGUCUGUCUCGUCACCUGUCUCUAGUGACUCUGGACCUCCAUGUGAAGGUCCAGGAAGAAAUAUGCCAAGGUUGCCCAUUUUCAGCAGCGGGGAUCAACUAGAGAGAGUUUCUGAGGGUUCGUCCUCAGACGCCACUGCUGAAAUUGAUGAUGUAUCAUACUGUGCAGAACUCAUAUUGGGCGAAAGAUCUAUUAGCAGAACUCUAAUGGAGAUGCAUGGCAUCCGCCAAGGGAAUAAUGUGAAGAAGGAUGCAUCAUCUGUCACUCAUGUGGUUAAUCAGAAGCAAAAUCAAACAACUCAGAAUAGAGAGAGGGGUCUUAUGAAGUCUAAGCCAAGUAGUUUGCAGAGCAACAGAGUUUUAGCAGCUGCAAAAUCUAUGAGUAAUACCCAAAGGAAUAAAAGGCCUAGCAGGAAAGAAGAUUUGUGUGAUGAUGGUGAUGUAUCUUCUAAUUAUACUUGCAUGAAUUUCCAGGCCAUACCAGAUUCAGCAGCAACAGAUUUAGUUGGGAAUUCACUUGAUCACCAGAGUUCAGGAUGUGUUCUUGAAGCUGCCUUUUCAACUGACAGCUACCUCUCCAGCAGUCCCAAUAGUAGCUCAAAGGACAUAGUGCUUGCUGAAUCAGUGGACUCUAUUGAUGAUGAACCACUCUUUUCAAAACCUGAUAGAGAUCUUUCGAAUUGUGAGACCUCAUUAUGCACCAGGAGGAGUUGCAGAGAACUGAUCACUGGCCAUUUUAAUAACGUUUCUGGAGUGCUAAGCAAGAUCGAUCAGUUAAAAAGAAGCAAACUCAGUUACGCAAAACAGGUCAUUUUGAAUACUGAACUCAUAUUUGGAACUACACCUCAACAGCAGGCUCUACCUGUAGAGGAUGGGUCUUCUGUGAGCUAUUUUCUCCUCAAUGAACAUGAAAUAUUUUUGAGUCUUCUGUGGAUGACUUUCGUUCAGUUGCUUGGCUGUAACGACCCAAAACAGAUGAAUCAACUUAAAGGAUUCGCCUUUGAUUGUCUAUUAGAGUACCGAGACUCAAAAUUUGCUCGAUACUCUGAUUCUGGUUUCAGAACCUGCACCAAACUACCAUCAAGUAUGACCAAAGAGAUUCUGAUUGAUGGUGUUAUUGAAGAGGUCGAAGAUUGGACAGAAUUUCUUGAUUUGAAUCCAGACGAGCUAAUAGAAUGGGAACCCAUCCUCUAGGGACUUCGAGAUUGAAGAAUAUGAAUGUGGCACUGAAGUUGCUAGGCAUAUUCUCCAAGAAUUAGUAGAUGAAGUUGUUUUAGACCUCUACAGUUCUAGCUAAAUUUGGAUGGAACUGUUAGUAGCUCCUCUUUUUGAGACUUUGUUGCAAGCCUGUCAAGUGUUAUGUGAUAACUCUUGCCUCAGUAAUUUGAAGCAAAGUAUUUUGUACAAA